AUGAGUAAAAAGCCAAUUUCAUUCGGAAAAAUUAGUUUUGCAAUCAACACAUUGGGACAGAAUAAUGUUGAGAAGGAUAGCAAUUCAGGCUUCGGAACGUUCGGUCGCACGCCGAUUAUGGAGCAAAAGGAUAUCGAGGAUAUUUCCGAAGACCUAGAGAGUCAAAACUUGCAUCAAGUAAUGGGUAUUAAAAAUUUUGGUAAAAAAGCAAAAAGCUUCAAUAUUGAUGAGAUGGUAGAACAGGCGCGCUUAACCGCUCAACAAAACAAAAAGAAAGUAGAAGCCGAAAAUGAAAGUAAAGAAAAGGAUAUGGCAGGUAGUAAAGUUUUAGGGCCAGUUAAUGUGUCUACAAGCAAUGAUGAUCAAGAUGAUGAGGACGAUGAACUUAUCGGUCCUCCCAUACCAGCGAAUAUGUUACCGAAUCUAGACACUAAAGAAGACAAAAACGUUGAAACAAAACAUGGUGACAACAGUGAUGAGAAGAAUCAACACAGUGAUGACAGCUACGACGACCUCAGCGGCUCGGAUGAUGAAGAGUUAUCAAUAGAGAAACGGAUACCAAAUACACAUGAGGUAGAAAUGCAACAUGGAAGUAAGGCAGUAGUAGCGGUGGCGGUGGACCCUUCAGGAGCUCGACUGGCUACUGGCUCAGUUGAUUAUGAAGUUUCAUUUUGGGAUUUUGCUGGUAUGGACACGUCGAUGCGUUCGUUCCGCACGCUCCAGCCGUGUGAGAACCAUCCCAUCAAGGCCCUGCAGUACUCGGCCACCGGGGACUCCAUACUAGUGGUGAGCGGCUCCGCACAGGCCAAGGUGUUGGACCGGGACGGGUUCGAGGUGCUGGAGUGUGUUAAGGGAGACCAGUACAUUACAGACAUGGCCAGGACCAAGGGUCACACGGCGUCGUUGAACAGCGGCUGCUGGCACCCGACCGUCCGCGAAGAGUUCAUGACCUGCUCCCAGGACGGGACCCUGCGGCUGUGGCUCACCGACAACAGCAAGCAACACAAGGACGUGAUCAAGCCGCGGCAGAGAGGAGGACUCAAGACGAACCCCACCACGUGCGGCUUCACCAGGGACGGGAACACUGUGGCGUGCGGCUGCUACGACGGAUCUAUACAGACGUGGGACCACCGGAGGAGCUUCGUCAACACCUCCAUGAUCCUGAGAGACGCCCACACCGCGCGCACAGAGAUCACCUGUAUCGCCUUCUCCUACCUCGGCUCCUACCUGGCCAGCCGCGCCAACGACCACACGCUCAAGAUAUGGGACCUGAGGAACCACCGCCAGCCGCUGAACGUGUUCCGAGAUCUGUUCUCGAGGUACGACCAGACAGACUGCGGCUUCAGUCCCGACGACUCUAUGGUGUUCACGGGAGUGUCGCUCCAGAACAACCGGGACACCGGCAGACUCAUAUUCUUUAAUUCCAAAACGUUCGAGACAGUCACGGAGGUCCCAGUGGCCGCGUCUCACGUCAUCAAGGCCGUGUGGCACGCGAAGCUCAAUCAGAUAUUCGUGGGCUGCGGUAACGGGAGCGUGAAGUGUUACUACGACAACAAGCGGAGUCUGCGAGGAGCCAAGCUGUGUAUCGUGAAGACGCACAGGAAGAAACAGAUGGUGGAGGUGGUCAGCUCGCAACAGAUCAUAACGCCGCACGCGCUGCCGCUGUUCAGACAGGAGAAGUUGAGGACGAGCAAGAAGAAGAUGGAGAAGGAGAGGCUGGACCCCGUCAAGUCGAGGAGACCCGACCUGCCCAUCACCUCCGGACAGGGCGGGCGGGUGGCCGCGUCCGGCAGCACGCUGAGCUCGUUCGUGAUCAGGAACCUGGGGCUGAGCAAGAGAGUGGACGACGACCAGGACCCGCGGGAGGCCAUACUGAAGUACGCCAGGGAGGCCGAAGAGAACCCCUUCUGGGUCGCGCCCGCCUAUAAGAAGACACAGCCCACACCCAUCUUCAUGAACGACGAGGACGGACCCGGCGACGCCAAGAAGACUAAAACUGAUACUUGA
Danaus chrysippus (African queen) is the source of this 2007-nucleotide messenger RNA. Lineage: Eukaryota; Metazoa; Arthropoda; Insecta; Lepidoptera; Nymphalidae. The record is from the annotation of a GenBank genome assembly.